This is a messenger RNA of Symbiodinium sp. CCMP2592, 2871 nucleotides long. Lineage: Eukaryota; Dinophyceae; Suessiales; Symbiodiniaceae. The record is from the annotation of a GenBank genome assembly.
AUGGGCUCGGAGUGGCAGCAGCUUCGAGAAAUCAACCCUGUUUUCUGCGAGCGUGUUUCGAAGGUCUUCUUGCAUAUUGGAAACUUUUGCUUGGCUGCAGCUACGCUUGAGGAUGUACAGGCAAUCGUGGAUGAUUCGAUGAGUGAUGUUCUUAAGAUUGAGGAUCGUGUGGCGCUUACAGAGUCAGUGCAUAAGUGGUGCGCGCUUCAUCAAGGGACAGUGGAAAGGACUGUUCGCGAGAUCGGGCAGAAUGUCCGACGUGGGCCUUAUAUCCGUCGUGGGCCCAGUGUGACGGCUGCCGAUUUGUAUGAGGGGCUUUUGGCUUCUGACCCUGUGCUGGGUUUGGCUGCUCUUGAGAAGAAGUUAAAGCUUCGCAAAGCUGGAACAGGGGCGCGUGUGGAAGCAGAGGACUUUCUUCAAGGAAAGUUUCCGGCAAUUGCAGUUGACCCCGGAAGCCAUCAGCAAGCGGUGGCCGAGCCACCGAAGGAUCAGCCGGCGCCUUCUCCGGAGGAUGCAGAUGCGCCAUACUUUGUUGUUGUGAGUCGUAGUGGGCACAGACGUCUUCACAUGUCACGCACUUGUGCUGUAAGGCAGGAGCGUUGCUUGGAGACCAUUCCUUUGUACAGCAUCACUCAGGAUUCUGCAGAUGCAAUUUGUAAGUUAUGCAGGCCCCGGCUAAAGGAGCAAGGGGCGGUCAGCAGUGAGUCCGCAUCCUCAGAUGCAGUUGCACCUCCACCGCGGCCAGAUCCUUUCUGGCCACAGCGACGGUUCCGACAGUGGGACAAUGAUUGGUCCGAGAGCCCGGCCAAGUGGCAGCGAACAGGCAAAGGACGUGGCCAUGGAAAGGGCAAGAACGGCAAGGGGGGCAAGGCCAACCGCGAUGAAUCCAAGGGCGAUGGCAAGGGCCUCGGCGGUGGCAAGGGCAAGAGUGAUCAUGCGCUCUGGACACACACGGUGCAUGCAGUCCCAUCCGAUGUGGCAGCAUUUCCAGAGCUUGGCAGCAAAGGCGGCAGCACCGACCGGGGCACGGGAUGGCGAUAUCAGAUCACACUUACAGCAGCUCUGCACGCCAUCCGUUUACAGAGGCAGCAGGGCUUGUACUUCAUUCUUGAGCACCCUGAGGAUCUGGGCCGUGUGCCGUCUGGUGAGAGGCCUGCUUCCAUUUGGUCUUUUGAUGAGGUUCGUCAGAUUUGCGCUGGAGGCGAUGUCAGUUGCUGGGCAUUGCAUCAAUGCCUUUUCGGGGCUAUGUCUUGCAAACCCACUCGCUUGUUAUCCAAUCUGCCCGGAGCAUUGAACUUUGGGAUACAGAUGCCAUGUUUCAAUGAUGACGGGGACUACGUGGGGCCGCUCUUGCGCUGUCCGCAUUCACAUGCAGAUCGAGCCUGCGGUUUUCAGGAUGGCACUUGGAAAUCGGCCGCCACGGCGGCUUACCCUUCGGAGUUCGCUGCUUUCUUCGCCCGUCUCUCUUUGAGUGUGAUGCCUGAGCUGAGGGCCGUGGCUGACUCCGACCUGAUCCCAGCCAACAUCCCUUCAUCCGCCGAAGCCUUUGCCACGGAGUGCAUCGCACGCGGUUCUUUCGAUCGUGCUUCAGUUCAGAUUCUUUUCGACUUGCUUCCUAAGACUCGGCCUCAUAAGAUCACGGGCAGUGCAGCACCUGGCACCGCUUUCUUUGGAGGCACUGUGCACCAGGAGGGUCUCACCGCACCGCGGUCCACUUGUUUUACAUUCCCCGAGUCCAUGCGUGUGAUCAAUGCUUUUCUUCACUCCGUGGACCCGCACCACCGUUACGCUGCUUUUGUUCUCACAAAGAACGUGACUAGUGAGGUUCAUCGUGAUCCGCGAAAUGCAGCUGUGCCCAACAUGAUUGUGGCAAUUUCCUCCUUUACUGAUGGUGGCAUUUGGAUACAGGAUGACUCAGGUACCCAGGUGCGAUCCUUUCACGGCUCGCCCGUCACAGGCACUGUACACUCCUUACAAGACGGACCCGUCUACCUGGAUGCCCGUGGAUGUUUGCAUGCUACCCAACCUUGGGUUGGGGAUCGUCUCAUCGCCAUUGCAUACACCCCUCAGAACAUGCACCUGCUCUCUGUUGAUGAUUCGGCUUUUCUGGCUUCAUUGGGCUUUCCUGUCUUGGAUUCCUCUCCUGCGGGGGGGGAGGCACCAGCGGAAUCCUUCGUUUCCUCAGACAACUUCACCUUGGCUGCAGCAGUGCCGGCGAUAGACAACUCAGGCACUGGAGAUGCUCAGGAGGUCGUGGUGAUCGAUCAUGAGGAGUCGGCCAGGGAAGCUUUUGACCCCAAGACUAGUCGCGCUUUCGGGCAGCCCAUGAUCUGCAAGUUUGAAAUGGGCAAGCAAGAGUUUGUGGACGGCUUCGGGUUGUGUUCGCCUGGCCGUUGGGCUCCCGAGGCGAGAGAGAAGUUGGCGUCGAGUGAUGAGGUGGCACAUGCAGAGGGAAUUCGCGGAUUGCUACGAGACUUUGUGAUUGAUCAGCUGAAAGACCCCAAGGACAUGGCGUUCCGUCUCGCGACGGGCCAUGUGAAGAAUUCUCCUUUCGCGGAGUCUGCCUUGCAGAAGUUGAGGCAGAGGAUCGUCGGGUUGAUCCCAGGGGCGCCUUCAGACCUGCUGCGUGUUCCCGAGCGGCCUAGAGAUGAGAACACUUUGUCGGAUGCCAUCACCAACCACGACUUCUCGAGUUUCUGCCCGGAGCUGAGAGUUCCUUUGAAGCUGGACGAUCUGCCGCUUGAUAUUUUCCUUCGCAUGGUCCACUCCAGGAGUGCUUUCUUGGAUUCGCGUGUCAGCUUGCAGCGAUUGGUUUCGAGGGAGUCGGCAAUGUCUCGCCGGGAGAAGGAGACGAGCAAAACACCUUGGUGA